Molecule: messenger RNA, 1392 nt
Organism: Limanda limanda (common dab)
Lineage: Eukaryota; Metazoa; Chordata; Actinopteri; Pleuronectiformes; Pleuronectidae
Gene: catip
Product: ciliogenesis associated TTC17 interacting protein
Exons: 9
Coding region: 183-1244 (353 amino acids)
Biological process (GO): actin filament polymerization; cilium organization
Source: RefSeq, a predicted model, not a curated record
UGGGACGCGCUUGUCUUCUGUUUCGUACCCGACGAGGCUGUAGAAACAAGUACCGACGAUAAAAACCACUAAAGAUGAUAAAAACAACCUCAGUGUCUCAACGUUCCUUCUCUUAGAGCUGAUCCACACACUGGGACUUGUUUGACGUCCUGGAUUAUCAACCUGAGGUAAAGGCACAAACGAUGGAAGCCUCUGUGGAGGAAAAGACUCCUGCAGGAGCUUUCACUAUGAGGCAAGGAGUCCAGCUGAAAGCCUCUGCUGAAGCCAUCGCGUUCAUGUCCAGCAUUGAGCCUGUGGAGCUGCUGAGGUGUGUGUUUGCAGACUCUCUGGUGACUGUGUCAGAGGGCGGCAGACAUGUGGGGGACUUCAAUGUGACUUUGGAGUUUGCCCGCAGGAUCCAGCAGCCCUGUGUGAUGCUGUUUGCUCAGAGCCAGGGAACCAUCGACAACUGCCCCUGCGGAACAACAGUGACAGCCUACCUGACUACAAACCUGGAGGUGCUGGAGGAAGAUUACCACGAGUAUGUCAGGCUUGAAGGCCAAACUUUGGACAAGAGGUUUCACAUGGUGCAGCACGAUGGGCUGAUGAUGAUUAAUAAAGUUACCACCGUAGGAGAGGAGGUGACGAAGGAGAGCAUCUCUUAUCCCAAAUCUGUCAUAAGAGGGCUGGUAACUGAGGGCUCCACCCUGCUGCUGAUGCGCCUGAUGGCUCUGAGGAAGAAGGUGCCCCAGAACAUGACCUUCAUCUCCUUGAACCAAGAGUUAAAAAUGUCCCAAAUCAUCCUUAGUGAGCUGGAUGUGAAGGAGCUGGACAUCGGGGGUGAGACGGUGAAGGUGUUUGGAAUGCAGAGGACUAUUCACUCUGUGGGGGAAAGCCCCGCCACCUGGCUGUGCUACUUCCUGGAGGACGGGCACUUGGCCAGUAGAGUGCACGUGGGAUCACCAGUCACUGCAAAGCUUCUGCAUCUGCCAUCACAGCCGGAAAAAGGUUUUGAGAAAAUCCCCCUUAUUUGGGAAGAGGACAUGGAGAUGUGGUCUAAGUUCCUGGACAGAAAGGAGGAGCUGAAGGCGGACCAUAGCUUGUACUUUAGAAAGCACCCAGAGAUCCGUGCUAUCAUAUCUGACUUCAUGCAGUUCUUGUUGCUGAGGAAACCAGAUGACGUCUUCCGUUUUGCCAAAGACUACUUCCUCCCGUUCGCUUCCCAGCCACUUCCAGACUCAAACCUGGAAGCCUCAUCGUCCUGAAGGCUCACAAGAUCAAAACUGUAUUUCAUAACUUGCUGUUAAUUUAUCACUUUCACUUUUGCUUUUCUUCAGAGUGAUAGACGACUAGAUGGUUAUAAAGGAAAUAUGGUUGAAAUGAACAAUUACUUUUAAUCAUGAGACUUCAAAA